Molecule: messenger RNA, 4129 nt
Organism: Salmo salar (Atlantic salmon)
Lineage: Eukaryota; Metazoa; Chordata; Actinopteri; Salmoniformes; Salmonidae
Product: nuclear receptor ROR-beta
Biological process (GO): regulation of transcription by RNA polymerase II
Cellular component (GO): nucleus
Molecular function (GO): zinc ion binding; nuclear receptor activity; RNA polymerase II cis-regulatory region sequence-specific DNA binding
Source: RefSeq, a predicted model, not a curated record
GAGAACUACGAGGGGACCUCGGGAGUGAGUUCGUCCACGCUUCGAGAAGUAGGUUAGCAGGGUAGACUGAGAACCUUGCAAGAACCUUGGAACCUUGCAAGCCAAGCUAAACCACCGUGGGAGUAUUCUGUCAAGAAGUUACCGAAAUAGUGCAUCGAGACAAACAGGAAAACAUGCAACUUGAACUGUCGAAUUUCUUUGCAUUUAAUUAACUGGCGCAAGACUCUCCUCGCUGAUUUUUGCCUCAUUUUCUGAAAAAAUAUUUUCUAGUUCAUUGGGCUAAAUACGUUUUUUUACGUGCCAGCAAAUGCUGGUCUUUCAACAGUUUUACAGAUAUUUGUAUUCAGUUACAACCCACAUGAAGUCAAAUUCUUUGAUCCAGAAACGAUAAAUAUUCAACAUGAGAGCUCAAAUAGAAGUAAUACCCUGCAAGAUCUGUGGGGACAAGUCCUCAGGUAUCCACUAUGGGGUCAUUACCUGCGAAGGUUGCAAGGGAUUCUUCCGCCGCAGCCAGCAGAACAAUGCCAUGUACUCGUGUUCCCGCCAGAGAAACUGUCUUAUUGACCGAACCAACCGCAACCGCUGCCAACACUGCAGACUGCAGAAGUGUCUGGCUUUGGGUAUGAGCCGGGACGCGGUGAAGUUUGGCCGUAUGUCUAAGAAGCAGCGAGACAGCCUGUACUCUGAGGUUCAGAAGCACCAGAAGAACCAGGAGGUUCUGAACCAGGAGGUUGUGAACCAGGGGUGUCUGAAGCAGGGUUUGUCCCUGACCAGGGAAGAUGUGGCAGGGGGAGACAGCGAGGGGGACAGGCACAGGGAGCUCAGUCACUCCUACAGCAGCGGCGGCUCCAGCUCCACCCUGAGUGACCUGGAUGACAUCCCCGACCUGUUUGACCUGCCCUUGACCCCGGAGGAGGCCCACAAGUACUGCAGCCUGGAGCUGCUGGGAGGCCACGGCGGAAGCACCGGGAACACCUCAAACUCUUCAUCGUCAUCAUCCUCUAACAAUUCAUCCAAUCAGAACUCGCCGCAGCAGAAUCUGCUGGAUGUCACCGACGCCAAUGGAAUCAAACAUGAGUACCAGAUGUUGUCGCACACUAAAGCUGCACAGCUGGAGCCACUGGCCGAAGACUGCACUCUUAUGGAUAUAGAGCGUAUCACCCAGAGUGUGGUCAAGUCCCACUUGGAGACGAGUCAGUACAGUUCUGACGACCUGAAGAGGCUGACAUACAGUGGGAUUCAGUACUCACCUGAGGAGACCCGCAAUUUCCAGUGCAAGUCUGAAGAGUUUAUGUGGCAGCAGUGUGCCCACCACAUCACCAAUGCCAUCCAGUAUGUGGUGGAGUUUGCCAAACGCAUCACUGGCUUCAUGGACCUGUGUCAGAACGACCAGAUCAUUCUGCUCAAAGCAGGCUGUCUGGAGGUGCUGUUGAUCAGGAUGUGCAGGGCGUUUAACGCUAACACCAACACCAUGUUCUUUGAUGGCAAGUUUGCCUCCGCCCAGCUCUUCAAAGCCCUCGGUUGCGAUGACCUGGUCAGUGCCGUGUUUGACUUGGCUAAAGGUCUCUGCCGCCUGCAGCUAACCGAUGAGGAAAUGGCUCUGUUCAGCGCUGCUGUCCUUCUGUCCCCAGAGCGACCAUGGCUGACCGACAGCCAGAAGGUCCGAAAGCUGCAGGAGAAGCUCUUCCUGGCUCUGCAACACAGUCUGCACAUGAGCGGGGCCGCCGACGAGAAACUAGACCAGAUGGUGUCCAAGCUGCUGAUGAUGAAGUCCAUCUGUAAUCUCCACGUCAACAAGCUGGAGUUCUUCCGUCUGGUUCACCCCGAGACCGCAUACAGCUUCCCACCACUCUAUCGGGAAGUGUUCGGGAGUGAGAUCUCUCUACCCGACUCUACAAAGAGCUCCUAGAGAGAAAUAUGGAGUGAAUGUGUUAGAGGCAGGUUAAGAAAAGUGUGGAGAUAUGGAAGCGAAAGGGGAGAUUGAGCGAGGGAUAUAAAUAUUGAACUCAGAAAUAACCAGCAGUUAACUAGACAAUCCAGGACUUAAAAUACUCAGUUUCCCAGCAUGCUGUGCCGUUAUUCCUCCUCUAUCCUAGCAGGCCAUGCACCUUACACUACAGACUUCACCUUCAGGGUCCUUUUGUACCGUAGCACUUUGGACAAAUUAAUGGGCAAUAUGCAUAUUCUACAGUGUGAACAUAGAUCAUUUAACAUUAGAACAUCGAUGCUCCCCAACCCCGCCAUGAAUGUACCACACUGACAACCACCAAUGCGCCAGCCAGAACCACACACCGAAUGUACGUAUUAACACUCUGGGACAGUUUGACUGUUUGAAUUAGAAUCAUUGUAAUGCUAUGGUUCUACUCAACAGACCCAGGGUUCUUUAAUUUAUAGUCCCAAAGACACAGUUCUCAGUGGUACCCAUAUGUAGACUGCAUGUAUGUUGGACAUGUAUGUAUUCACCAGCCCUAAGAGACCAAGAUUAUCAUUCAGUUAUUUCUCUGUUACAAAUGAGGAUAUAACAGGUAUGACAUGCCACACUACUUGGUCAUGGCCUUAUUGGUCAAUUAUUCUUUAUUGAUCGUCUGCCUACAGGUUUAUAGCAAAUUCACAGAAUGGUUACACACUCACAGAACGGUCACACACUCACAGAACGGUCACACACUCACAGAACGGUCACACACUCACAGAACGGUCACACACUCACAGAAUGGUCACACACUCACAGAAUGGUCACACUCACAGACAUAGGCACUUGUUCUGACAGUGUUUGGUGCUGCCCUUUGUAGAAUGCAUUGAGAAACCUCAGUCGCUCACCUACUUCCCUAGAGAGAGAGAGAGAGAGAGAGUCAGGUUUCCAUGGCAACACCCACCCCCAUAGCAACCCAAUGGGGUUACGCAAUGUAUGUAAUUUGACCAUUUGGGAGGCUGAACACUCUUUGCAUAGUGAACACUGCCAAGGUAGGCAGCCCAGUCACAUGAAGGCAAAGGAGGGUCUCUAGUAGAAUGGCCCAACAUUGUUAAUGAAACGGACUCUUGCGUCAUGAGACCGCACUGGGUGAAAGAAACAGCAGAAGACAGAACAUAAGAAGAGAAGAGGACACUUUAUGAACUCUGAAUAACAAAGAGACUUGAGAACAGCUCCUCUGUGAGAGUCCCUAACCAGCAACAUCCAGCCAAUAGGAAUAGUCUCCCAUUCACUAAUGCCUUGUCUUUGGGUUACAGUUAAAUUGUCUGUGUGUAAACUCUCUUUGCUGGUUGGAUCAACUGUAUUAUUUUUGUACAUUGCUGUUUCUGUGUCAUCUACUCCUCACCAAAUGUCAAAGAUCUUUCCUAUCCACUAUCCCACUGGGCGAGCACAAGUCUAAGGAUGGACCGAGCUACCAGCUACCCCCCUGAGUUAGACAUCUAUUUGUAUUAGGUUUAUGAGUCAGACAGGGCAUCACUUAACCUUUUGAGGAGCAUGGACAGACAACAUAUCCUGAUUCUACUUGUUCUUAUUGAACUGUAAAGUUCCACAACAGAAUACUGAGAAUAAGGUUCUAUGAACUCACUCCACAAAGGGCUAAAAGUGACUCGUAGCCACUCAGGUAGCCAGCUAUGUUCUGUCAGUCUCUCUACUAGCAGUGUCUUCUACUGGCAGUGUUUUCCUCUCACCUUGCAGCUAAUACAAGACCCAUAACCUUGAUCACUGCGUACGUAAUCUUUGUUUGUGAAUGUUACUCACACAGUGUCAGAGACCUUUCCCCUUUAUUCUCAAUAUUACAACACAAUCUGAAUUUUACAAGACACGAUCUAAAAAAUAUACAUAUUUUUAGAACAUGUUAUUCUUGGGAUUUAAUGUUGCUUUUGUUGUGAGUGUUAUUUCUGUUGGUCUGAAAUUUUUCUUUUCCUCUUGUUAUGUCAUCACAUUUUUGUCUUGUAAAAUAAGUGAUCUAUUUUUUUUAAAGAAAACCUUACAAAAAAAACAGAAACUUGUUUUCCUCUCUAUUCCCCGUAAGACAAAAUGUACAAUAGGUAUAUUGUCAGUCAAAGAGUAAACAAGUUACUCAGCUCAAUGUAUAUUCUUGUAUGUUGGGAUACUUUACAUGUGCUUUAAAGAAUAUAAUAAAAGUAUUUCUUUUGAAUA